AUGGACCCAAAAUCAAGAAAGGAACAAAUAAAAGAAGACAAAGGUCGCCAUCCAGGAGCAGGACAAGGUUCUCCUCCCCAAACGUUGGAUAAAGGGUUUCUUACUGUACUUGAUCGGCAGACCCGCAUUCCAUCAGGGUUAGAACCAUAUGGGGAUACUGAUUUGAUUCAACCAGGAGAAUUGUUUUCAGCCAAAAUAGUUUCUCGGAAAAGAGAUUUGCAUGGUGUGUGUAAUGAUCAGGAUGGUGAAGAUGAUUAUCAGCCUGAACUGAAAGGUGAUGCUAGGUUUGGUAAAAUUCCUGAAGUUUCAGGUAGAAAAAAGUUGAAGAGGGCUGGGGCUUUUGAUUCCUUUGAGAGUUUGGGGACAUCAAAACCAGUUCUUAGAACUGUUGAAAAAUCUUAUAAUAGCAAUGCAGUACAUUGCAUAAAGGCAUUUUCGAGUCUUGAGGUGACUUUUUGUGAUAAGAAAGCUAGGCCCAUAGUUUGUGGAGAAUAUGGUGAAAUAUGCAGCAGAAAGUUUGCUGCAGAUGAAUUGAGGCCUGCAAAAAUUGUUCCUCUUAGUAGGGUUCUUAAAAACACAGAACAUUGUACCCUCCAGAAGAGCUGUAAACCCAAAAGUACUCUGAGGAAGUCAAAGAAGAAAAGAAGAGCUAGGAGCACUUUAUACUUUGAUUUGAAGAAAGCAGAAGAAAAUGGAGGCAAUCAAGUUUCAGUCUCUCAUGAAGUGAGUGGCUGUUAUGUUGAAGAAGGCAAGAAGACUUGUGUGAGUGGAAUUAAACAAUUUGAUAACAAUUCAUUCAUCUUGGAGAAAGGGAAGGAUGACAGAAGUGAGAAAUAUUGUUGUAUUCCAGAUGGUAUUGCUUAUAAUCGAUCAAACAUAAAAUGUAAGGAAAUACGCAAACGAAGCCUUUAUGAGCUGACAGGAAAAGGAAAAGAGUCUGGUUCUGACAGUCAUCCCCUUAUGGAGAUCUCAAAGUGCUUGCCUAAGAUGAAAGUGAGGAAAAGUUUAGAGGAAACUGGUGAUGUUGAAAGUCAUGGACAUAGAUCAUCCAACAUGAAUGCUGAAAAAUCUAUCAUGCAGACUAGGUGCUCAUCCAUUGUUGAUUCAGAUGUAUUCUGCUGUGUUUGUGGAAGCUCAAACAAAGAUGAAUUUAAUUGCUUAUUGGAGUGUAGUCGAUGUUCAAUCAGAGUUCAUCAAGCUUGCUAUGGCAUUUUGAAAGUACCAAGGGGCCACUGGUAUUGCAGACCAUGCAGAACAAGUUCUAAAGAUACUGUGUGUGUUCUCUGUGGAUAUGGUGGGGGUGCCAUGACUCGAGCGUUGCGAAGCCGUGCUUUUGUAAAAGGCCUCCUGAAAGCUUGGAAUAUUGAAGCAGAGUGUAGGCCUAAAAGCACAAAUUAUUCUGCUGAAACUGUGCUGGAUGAUCAGAGCCUGGUUGUCAGUAAUUCAUUUUGUAACUUGCAAUUUAAAGAUCUUGAGCUGUCAAGAACUGCUUCGUGGAAAAUGGAUGUGCAAAACCAAGUGGAUAUUAUUCGGAACUCUUCUUGCCCUGAUAGCAAGUUAAAUUUGUAUAAUAGUGUAACAGCAGGAGUACUUGAUUCUACUGUGAAACAGUGGGUUCAUAUGGUAUGUGGGCUCUGGACUCCUGGAACACGUUGCCCAAAUGUUGACACCAUGAGUGCUUUUGAUGUAUCUGGUGUUUCACACAAAAGAGAAAAUGUGGUUUGCUCUAUAUGUAAUCGACCAGGUGGCUCAUGUAUACAGUGCAGGGUUGUGGAUUGUUCAGUUCGGUUUCACCCUUGGUGUGCUCACCAGAAGGGUCUAUUACAAAGUGAGGUUGAAGGCCUUGAUAAUGAAAAUGUUGGAUUCUAUGGAAGAUGCAUGCUUCAUGCCUCACACCGCACAUGUGAAUCUGGUAGUGAGCCCACUGAUGCUGAAUGGAGUUCUUCUAGAAAAAGGGAAUCAACCUGUGCUCGAACAGAGGGUUUCAAAGGCCGCAAACAAGAUGGCUUUUGGCACAACAUCUAUGGUCAAUCAAAAAGAAAGACUGGAUGCUUUGUUCCUCAAGAGCAGUUAAAUGCUUGGAUUCACAUUAAUGGGCAGAAGUCAUGCAUGCAGGGGCUUCCAAAGCUGCCAACAUCAGAUAUCGAAUAUGAUUGCCGGAAAGAAUAUGCUCGCUACAAGCAAGCAAAGGGUUGGAAGCAUUUGGUAGUUUACAAGUCUGGCAUACAUGCACUUGGUCUUUACACAUCUCGAUUCAUUUCCCGUGGUGAAAUGGUUGUUGAGUAUGUUGGUGAGAUUGUGGGGCUACGUGUGGCUGACAAAAGAGAAAAUGAGUAUGAGUCUGGCAGAAAAGUCCAGUACAAAAGUGCAUGCUACUUCUUCAGGAUAGAUAAAGAGCAUAUCAUUGAUGCAACCCGCAAAGGGGGGAUUGCCCGUUUUGUCAACCAUUCAUGUCUGCCAAAUUGUGUUGCCAAAGUGAUUUCUGUGAGGAAUGAAAAGAAGGUUGUCUUUUUUGCAGAGAGAGACAUAUAUCCAGGUGAGGAGAUAACAUAUGACUACCAUUUUAACCAUGAGGAUGAAGGGAAGAAAAUUCCUUGCUUUUGUAAUUCAAAGAAUUGUAGGCGUUACCUCAACUGAUUGUACAUAAAAAAUAUUAUUUCUUUUUGCUGUAUUGCUGUCAAUCCCAAUGGGUUGUCAAA
This is a messenger RNA of Theobroma umbraticum, 2699 nucleotides long. RefSeq lists its product as uncharacterized. Gene Ontology annotation, biological process: positive regulation of DNA-templated transcription. The record is from RefSeq and is a predicted model, not a curated record. Gene Ontology annotation, molecular function: histone H3K4 methyltransferase activity; protein binding. Gene Ontology annotation, cellular component: histone methyltransferase complex. Lineage: Eukaryota; Viridiplantae; Streptophyta; Magnoliopsida; Malvales; Malvaceae.